Messenger RNA from Uncinocarpus reesii 1704, 1122 nucleotides. RefSeq names its product delta-aminolevulinic acid dehydratase. Gene Ontology annotation, biological process: heme biosynthetic process. Lineage: Eukaryota; Fungi; Ascomycota; Eurotiomycetes; Onygenales; Onygenaceae. The record is from RefSeq and is a predicted model, not a curated record. Gene Ontology annotation, cellular component: cytosol. Gene Ontology annotation, molecular function: porphobilinogen synthase activity; zinc ion binding. The transcript is spliced from 2 exons. The coding region runs from base 1 to 1122 and encodes 373 amino acids.
AUGUCUUUCUCGUCGCUCGUCCAGGACAUUGCAUACAGAGACUCUCAUCCAGAUGACCGCAGUUCGGUCGUGUCGAGGGGCGCGCCCACCCGGUCCCAUGUAAGCACCGCCGCCACCAGCGUGAGCAUUUCCGGGGAUAUCGCAAGCCAGUUGCAUGCUGGCUACAGCCAUCCGCUCAAUCGCACCUGGCAAGCUGAGAGACAGUUAACGAAGUCGAUGCUGAUCUAUCCGCUCUUCAUCACCGACGUCCCCGACGAAGAAACCCCCAUUCCAUCUUUGCCAAACCAAUACCGUCGCGGAGUCAAUCGCCUUGUUCCCUUCCUUACCCCGCUUAUAAACAAGGGUCUCCGCUCGGUCAUCCUCUUCGGAGUGCCCCUUGCCCCCAACGCAAAGGACGCUCUAGGCACCUCGGCCGACGACCCGGCUGGCCCGGUCAUCCAAGCCAUCCGCCUUCUUCGCACACACUUCCCUCGACUCUACAUCGUCACCGACGUCUGCCUCUGCGAAUACACAUCCCAUGGCCACUGCGGCAUCCUCCGGGAAGAUGGCACAUUGAACAAUGCCCUCUCGAUUGACCGGAUCUCUGACGUCGCACUCGCAUACGCUGAAGCCGGCGCUCAUUGCGUCGCGCCCUCCGAUAUGAACGACGGCCGAGUCAGGGCCAUCAAGCUCAAACUGAUCGAAGCCGGCAUCGCCCAUCGCGUGCUCCUCAUGUCAUACAGCGCUAAAUUCAGCGGCUGUCUGUACGGACCCUUCCGCGACGCUGCGGGCUCUACUCCGUCGUUUGGCGACCGCAGAUGCUACCAGCUACCUCCUGGGGGCCGAGGUCUAGCCCGCCGCGCCAUCCAGAGGGAUAUUGCCGAGGGCGCCGACAUCAUCAUGGUGAAACCGGCGAGCAGUUACCUUGAUAUCAUCAGCGAUGCCAAGGAGCUGGCUAAAGAUAUGCCCAUUGCUGCAUACCAGGUCAGUGGCGAGUUUGCCAUGAUCCACGCCGGUGCAAAGGCUGGUGUAUUUGACUUGAAGACGAUGGCAAUAGAAAGCACAGAGGGUAUACUCCGCGCCGGCGCUGGCAUUGUCGUGAGCUACUUUGCCCCCGAGUUUUUGGACUGGCUCAGUUCCUAG